This is a messenger RNA of Ostrinia furnacalis (Asian corn borer), 1819 nucleotides long. RefSeq names its product synaptic vesicle glycoprotein 2A. NCBI's taxonomy places the organism in Eukaryota, Metazoa, Arthropoda, Insecta, Lepidoptera, Crambidae. Gene Ontology annotation, biological process: transmembrane transport. Gene Ontology annotation, cellular component: membrane. Gene Ontology annotation, molecular function: transmembrane transporter activity. The record is from RefSeq and is a predicted model, not a curated record. Bases 224 to 1768 code for a protein of 514 amino acids. The transcript is spliced from 11 exons.
CCGUCACUAUAUUUAGUACAUUUCGUGAGUACGCGCGAAACGCACGCGCUUCUUUACUCGACCACUACAACUGCAUUUUACAAAAUAUUUCAAUGAAAACACGUUCAUUGACAUCGUAAACACCCCACUGGGUGGUGUGCCAACGAAUUCUGGACCAAAUUGUGUAGUAAAUUAUACCAGUGAUUAAUAAUUUUAAGUUAAACACAGUGAUAUUAGAAUAAAUAUGAAGAAAGAAAGCGCGUCGGACUACGAAAAGAAUCGUGAUGAGGACGAGGUGUUUUUUGAAGAUGCAUUCGAGUUGGCCGGCCAUGGCCGUUUCAACUACUUGGUGCUGUUCACCAGCGGGUUGAUACUCCUCAACGUGUCCAUGGAGUCGGUCGGCAUGAGCUACGUGGUCACCGCAGCAGAGUGCGACCUUCAGCUCUCCAGCCAAGAUAAGGGGCUGGUGACAGCAGCUGCUUUCAUUGGUAUAAUCUGCACCUCAUUCCUCUGGGGCUACCUGGGCGACCGGCUGGGCCGGCGCUCCGUGAUGCUGCCAGCCAUGGUAGCGUCCGCCAUAUUCUCCGUGGCCUCCUCCUUCUCAACCAACGUCUGGAUGCUGCUGGUGCUAAGGAUAUUGACGGGAUGCUUAGUGUCAGCGUCCAGCGCCACAGUAUACGCGUACUUGGGCGAGAUGCACAUGAACACCCGUCGGGCGUCGGCCAUCGCGUGGGGCUCCGUCUUCAUAUCUUUCUCCUUCAUCACGCUGCCAGGUUUAGCAUGGAUCAUCAUCCCCGGCAAAUGGUCCUUCGCCCUCGGCUCUCUCACCGUGGUACCAUGGCGUGCCUUCAUCUGGACCUGGUGUGCACCCGGUCUGCUGGCAGCGCUGCUUCUACUAUUCCUGCCCGAGAGCCCUCGAUUCCUGCUGUCUUCCAAAGGCCCUGAGGCGGCUCUGCCUGUCCUGGCUCAGAUGUACGCGUGGAAUAAUGGAGCUUCACCGUAUAGUUUUCCUGUUAAAAAGAUAGUGUCAGGCAGCGUGGAGGCUGGCAAGGCUGGAGGCUUCGUGGGCGCUCUGAAGAACUUCUCCUUGCUGUUCAGGCCCCCGCUGCUGAGAUGCGUCGUCAUCUCCCACGUCUCUAUGUUCGCAGUGUUUAUGUUGUCCAGUGGACUGUACAUGUGGGUGCCCGAUAUUUUGAAUAAUAUCUUGAAGAGCACCAGCGAAGAGAGCAUUACGAUAUGUACCGUCAUUCAAGAGAAGAUUAUGAAGCAGAGAAACAUGACUUUAUAUUCUACCGUGCAAACGUGCAGUUCUGACGUUUCCGUGGGGGUGUUCCCAAUCUCCAUGGCCAUGGGCGCCGUGUUCGCGCUCACGUACUUGGCGAUAGGCGUAUUCAUCAACAAGAUCGGGAAGAAGACCUUGUACUGUGGAAUAAUGGUGGUCUGCGGCAUCAUGACGGUGGCGGCCGCGUUCGUGCCUCAAGGAGGCGCGGCUACUGCGCUGCUCAUCAUUGCACUCUGCUCCGGCUGUUCUGCCUCAAUCCUGGCUGCUAUUGCUGUCGACGUCUUCCCUACCAGCAUGAGAGCCAUGGCGAUGUGCGUGAUGUACAUGGUGGGCAGAACGGGCGCUGCUUUCGGCUCCUACAUCCUGGGGGCGACGCUCACCACACACUGUCUCGCUGCCUUCAGCGUCUUCGGUGCUUUCUCAGCUGGUUCCACUCUACUUAUGGUGUUUUGGCCGAAACUAGAGGAGGUUCGGGAAAAAAUGGAACAGAGAGGCUUAUCGUACUGAACAAACCAAAUACUUCAACAUUAAUAGGUUGUCUUUUAAAGUUCUGAGAUU